AUGAAAGGAAGAGUAUCUCCAGCUGCAUCCAACUCCAUAGUUUUUAUUAAAUUACCUAAAAAAAAUUCCGAUUCUACUGAAGAUCUUACCAAAGAAAAUAUAGAAGAUUAUGUGGAAUCUGUUCCAAGCACGUCAACUCCCAAAAACAAAAAAGAAUCAUCACCAAAGAUGAUAACACUUUGUACUCUAUGUGGUCGAUACAAAGGUUUUCGAAUGCGUCGUAAUCUAUUUAUUAUAUUAUGUAUUGCUAUCAUUUUGCUUGCAAUACUUACUGGAAUAAUAAUUGUACUCUAUGCAAUCGUUCCAGCCGUAGUUCGUUCUACGAUUGAAAAAGCUGAAUUAUCAUUUCGUUCAAUUAAUAUUGAAGACAUUAAAAAUGAUAAUUUUCGUCUACGUGCUCAAUUAGAAUUAUCACGUACUGGAUCAAUCGCUGCUACAAUACUUCCACCACUUGUUAUUAAUGUAGACAAUAUUGGAACUGUAAGAAAUGAUAAACCGAUUUCUAUUGAGGGUUAUUCUGAUCGUCCUACUAUAGUUCCAGUUGAUUCUCCAUUUAUUAUUUCUGAUUUAGAAGCUUUUCAUAAGUUUUCUCGAUCUCUUAUUUUUGAACAAAAUGUUAUAUGGCAUUUAACAGCAAAAGCAUCUAUACAACCUAUAUCAAGUAUUAUGCCUGUUUAUUCUAAUAUUCCAUUUAAUAAACAGGUAAAACUUAAUGCUUUAAAUAGUCUUCAAAAUGUAAGUAUUAAAUCAAUAAGUCUUCGUCGAUCAGAUGCAUAUCGAAUAUUUGCUGAUAUUAUUAUUGUAAUUCCAAAUCCAUCGGUAUUUAGUAUCGAUCUUGGUGAAUUAAAAUUUUCUCUACACUAUAAUAAUUUACCUAUUGGUUAUGUUGAAUCAACAGAUAGUAAUACAACAUUACGUCCAGGUAUAAAUGCAAUACCAUUUUCUGGUGAACUUCAAUCAAACUCUUCGGAAUCUUAUAAUGCUCUUUCGACAGUUGUACAAAAUUUUCUUACUGGAAAAACAAGUCAAGUUGAAGCAUUAGCUGGUCCAAAUGCAACUUCAUAUUCUUUACUCGCAGUUGGUAUGGAAGGUCUUUCAUUAGGUGUUCAAAUGCCUCCAUUUGAUGAACAACUUAUUCCUUCAUUAAUAUUUGAAUCUAUGUCACUUAUUCCAUCGACAAAUGAAAAAAAAGUAACUCUUUCAGCUUUGAUCACUAUUAAAAUUAAUUCACCACUUGGUCAUCAAUCUCCACUUAAUAUUCAAUCAAUGGAUAUGAAUGUUUUUCUUCUCUAUGAAGACAAUUCUGUUGGUAUGCUUGAUAUUUCUCAAGCUCCAAUAAAACAAAUCAAUGAAGAUACAUAUGAAACACAAUUCAAUGAUAAAUAUUUAAUACUUAGUGAUACGGGUAAAACUUAUGAAAAAUUUGCUCAAAAUUUUAUUAAUGCUAAUGAAAUCAAUCUAAUUAAUUUUCGUAUUAGUGGUGAUGCUUCUAUUAAUGGUUCAUUCGCUCUUGGUCCAUUGAAUAUUAAUGGAAUUAUUGUCGAAAAUAAUAUAUCAUUAGUUGGUCUUGCAGGUCUUAGUAAUGUCAAUGUCCAUGAUAUUUCUAUCGAUGGUGAAGUAGACAGUGCUCUUCAACUUUCUAUUAAUGUAAGCAUUCAUAAUCCUGGUGUAACUGACGUUAAACUACAAAAUUUUACACUUAAUAUGGCUGAUAGUGAUAGCGGAACAGUCCUUGGUCGCGUGCCAAUCGAUGUACUAUCUUUACAUCCGGGAGACAAUAAUAUGACACUGACUGGAUUACUUGCUCCACUAAGCGAACACGAUUUGCCUGUUGUUGGUAAAUUUUUCUCUGCAUAUCUCAAUAAUCAAAUACAAUCAGUAAAACUUUUUCAUGAAUUAUCUACAAAUGAAAAAAAUGCUACUGCUAUGGAUUUAACAAUAAGUGGUUUAUCAAUGAAAUCAAAUCUUAAUGGUAUAGAAACACAAUUAAUUCAACGAGUAGAAGUUCUUAAUUUUGGUAUUGAAUUUGAUUCAAUAACUCCCAAUAAAGUUUACAUAACUGGUGAAUUAUCAGUUUUAUUUCAAUUACCAUCUAAUAUUCAUAUGACAUUUAAAGCAUUAACAACUAGUAUUGAUUAUGUUAUGAGUUUUAAUAAUGGAUCAAAUAUGGGUCAAAUGAUUCUUCAUGACAUACCUGUUGAACAUAAUCAAAUAACUAAUGAACUUUUAAUGAAAUUUGAUAAACAAGAACUUAUUGUUCUUAAUGAAACAGCUUUUCAAGAAUUUGCUGCUAAUCUUGUUCUAACAAAGAAUGUAUCAGUAAUGAUUGAAGGUUUAGCUGCAGCACUUGCUAAGGUCAUAAUAGGAAAUAUUACUUUAACUAAUAUUCCUGUUAGUGAUACUCUUCAUCUUGCUGGUUAUGAUCGAUUUGAUAAUGGACUUUUAAAUAUUGAUGAAAUUGAUUUAACUAAAGCUUUAUCAUCUCAUGAACUUUCUCUUAGUGUAAUAACAAAAAUUAAUAAUCCUUCUACUGUUUAUAUUCUUAAUGGCGGUCGUCUUUCACUUGAUUUACGUGAAUUGACAAGUGGUAUAUCACUUGGUUUAGUUAUUAUUGAUCCAUUUUAUCUUGAAAAACAAGGCAAUAGUACUAUACUUAAUGCAAAAGGUACUUUUACAAUAACUCCACAAAAUUUUGCUAUAGCCGAACAAUUUGUUUCACGUAUGGUUUCUGGUAUAGAUAAUAAUGUAGAAUUAUAUGGCAUAUUACCAGAUAAUUCAACAGGUACUUCUGUUCCUCUACUUUCAAUGGCUAUUUCUGGUUUACGUAUUCGUACACGAGUUCCUGGUCUUUAUGGUGAGAAAACACUCGUUCAACAAGUUCUUCUUAAAAAAUUAACUGCUGCACAAAUAGCUGGUAUUCCACUUGGUAUUGUCAAAACACUUUCUUCACGUAUUCGACUUAAAAAUCCUUUUAGUGCACCGUUAACUAUAACAGGUAUGGAUGUACGAGCUGAUUAUGGUGCUGUAAUCAAUGAGAAUGCACAAGUUGGUACUGUCACUCAUCAUUCACCUAUAAUCAUCGGUGCUCGACAAGAAAUUAUAACACCUGAUAUCAAAGUAAAGAUUACAGCUAAAUUAUCAACACUGCUUUCGCUUUUGACUCCUCUACUAGCAGGCAGUAUUCCUUUAACUUUAUCAGGUUUUAUUAAUGUUACGAUUGAUAAUCAACUUAAUCUAAUCCAGCUUCCAAUUACAUUACUUAAUGUAUCUAGUAUUCAAGAGUCAUCGAUAAGUAGAAUUGAGAUAAAGAAACGGGAACAAACAUCACCCGUGGAAUACAAACAUACGAUCAACAAGCUUAAAAUGGUAGUACAUCUUGGUGGCCUUGCGGCCGUUAUUGUUUUUUAUGUUCUUAUUUUACUUGUUGGAAUAUGGGCUGGACGAAAACAAAAAUCAACUGAAAAGUCACCCGAUACAGAAGAGAUUAUGUUAGCAGGAAGGAAUAUUGGUUUACUGGUUGGAAUAUUUACAAUGACAGCAACAUGGGUUGGAGGUGCAUAUAUUAAUGGUACUGCUGAACAAGUUUUUUCUACGGGUCUUCUUGCAUGUCAAGCACCAUUAGGAUAUGCUAUUAGUUUAGUUGUUGGUGGAUUAUUAUUUGCACGACCAAUGCGUAAUGCCGGAUAUGUUACAAUGCUUGAUCCAUUUCAGCGUAAAUAUGGCCAACGAAUGGGUGGAUUAUUAUUUAUACCGGCAUUAUUAGGAGAAGUAUUUUGGUCAGCAGCUAUUCUAUCAGCAUUAGGAGCAACAAUUAGUGUUAUUUUUACGGAUGUUUCAACUGUAGCAUCAAUUGUUAUUUCAGCAACUGUGGUUAUUGUUUAUACUCUGUUCGGUGGAUUGUAUUCGGUAGCUUAUACAGAUGUUGUUCAACUUGGAUUUAUUUUUGUUGGUCUUUGGGUUGCUAUUCCAUUUGCUAUGAAACAUGAAGCUGUCGGUAGUAUUGUUACUACAUGGCCUGAAUGGCGUGGACACAUAGAAAAAUCUCAAAUAGUUGAAUGGACUGAUAGUAUGUUAUUAUUAAUUUUUGGUGGAAUACCAUGGCAGGUCUAUUUUCAACGUGUUCUUUCAGCUAAAUCAGCUAAGAAAGCAAUGUAUCUUUCAUUUUGUGCUGCUAUUGGUUGUAUUGUAUUGGCAAUGCCACCUAUACUGAUUGGAGCUGUCGCUAAAUCUACUAAUUGGAAUAUGACAGAUUACGAUAUAAAUAAAGAUAUAACAGCACCUGAAGCAACAAAACUGAUUUUGCCAUUAGUUCUUUUACAUUUAUGCCCAAAAUUUAUUGCAUUUAUUGGAUUAGGCGCUGUUUCUGCUGCAGUUAUGUCAAGUGCUGAUUCGAGUGUACUUAGUGCUAGUUCUAUGUUUGCUCGAAAUGUUUGGAAACUUGUUUUUCGUGAUCAAGCAUCUGAACGAGAAGUUUUACUUGUAAUGCGUAUUGGAAUACUUCUUGUUGGAAUAGGAGCUGCUGGAAUUGGUAUUCUUGUAUCAUCAAUUUAUGUUCUCUGGUAUUUAUGUUCAGAUCUUGUUUAUGUCAUACUUUUUCCACAAUUACUUUGUGUUGUUUAUGUUCCACACUCAAAUACAUAUGGUUCAUUAGCAGCAUAUAUAACAGUUUUUCAAUCCUCGUUUUUACCAUAA
This is a messenger RNA of Rotaria sordida, 4692 nucleotides long. NCBI's taxonomy places the organism in Eukaryota, Metazoa, Rotifera, Eurotatoria, Philodinida, Philodinidae. The record is from the annotation of a GenBank genome assembly.